AUGUAUCUGUUCGACGAAGAUCUCGAGACGAAGGGAUACCUCGGCCAUUUCCUUCGACAGGCAUUUCCCGGGCACAAGGAGACCCCGUUCCAUCAAUUACUACCAGCGCUUGUCGGUAAUCGGUCCAUAGAGUACUUUUGGGAGAACCCUUUAGCUCGAGGACUGGGAGCCAAGAUAGAUCAUGUUAAGUUGUUCUCCGGCCGCGGUCUCAUCUUGAGGCUCAGCAAGACUAAUUGGGAUGACAUCAACGGCUCUCAGUUCUUCCAAGGGAGGCUGAAUUGGCACUGUCAACAGGUUGGCCCAGGAGAGAAACGACGUCAAGAGCGCGAUGAGAAAUGGGUCACUGUGACGGAGGCAUCCUUGGGCGGCAAAGGGGACAUCUACGUGGCCUGUCCGUUGGGCGAGAUCCGUGAACUGAUCGGGGACAUCAAAACUCUGCUCAACAUCGGGAGUAUUUGGGCCUCUCUUGACGUCAAUCACUGGGAGGGCUCCUGGUCGGAGCUAGCGCAGGCAGAAUCUCUGUAUCCCAAGUGUUUGGUGAACCUGGAGGAUCCCAGAGCGAUGCGUCUGUACAACAACCUGGAGCUUAACAAGUGGUGUCUCACGGCAGCCGAACAGCGCAUUGAAAUUAUUUGA
Molecule: messenger RNA, 636 nt
Organism: Colletotrichum karsti
Lineage: Eukaryota; Fungi; Ascomycota; Sordariomycetes; Glomerellales; Glomerellaceae
Exons: 1
Coding region: 1-636 (211 amino acids)
Source: RefSeq, a predicted model, not a curated record